UUGAACAACUAAUUGUUGGAGACAUGUUGAAUGUUCCAGUUGCCAUUUUCGUGCUUGUCCUCAGUUUGGGCAUCCGUGGACACGCUCAGGGUGAUCCUCACCGUUGCUUCGGCGCCAAUUUCACCCAAAAUAGCACCUACGAGUCCAACCUUAAUGUUCUCCUUUCAAAUCUCUCCACCAACGCCCCCGGAAGAAACGGAUUCUUCAACUCCUCCGCCGGCCGAACGCCAGACGCCGUCUACGGUCUGUUUCAGUGUGGUGGCGACGCCACCAACGCCACCUGCCGGAACUGCGUAAUAGAAGCUUCCAGAAACAUAGCCCAUCAGUACUGUCCCCUGAGUAAAGGCGUUGUGGUUUGGCUUGACGACUGCGUGUUGCGUUAUUCCGACCAAAUUUUCUUUUCCUUGGUGUCCCGAGAGCCAAGUUUCCAGUUGGAUAAUCCAGCUGAUAUAGGCGUCGACACCACUCGCUUCAACCAACUAGUGGCCUCCACGUUGGCCGCCACCGUGGCUCGGGCCGCUGCCUCGCCCGGAGUAAUGUUUGCAACAAACCAAGCAACUUUCACCUCAAAUACAACACUCUACACAUUGGCACAGUGCACCGGUGAUUUGUCAAAUUCCAAUUGUCAAGAAUGCUUAACACGAGCCGCCAGGGAAAUUCCCCGUUGUUGCUUUAAUAAAGAAGGUGGCAGAGUUUUGUUUCCAAGCUGUUAUGUUCGUUACGAAGUUUACCCCUUUUACCAGCUCACCAUCACCAAUCCAGUACCGCCUCCCCCGCCCACUUCCACAACUCCCACAGGGGACACCAGAUUCUCCACGCUGAUAAUUGUAGCCAUCGUGGUUCCAGUUCCUACCUCCAUAUUGAUUUUGGUUCUGGGCUGGUGUUUCCUGCUCCGAAGAGAAAAGAAGAAAUACACUGCUGUAAACGAAGAUAGUGCUGUUAAUGAGAUUAGCACAGUUGAAACUCUGCAAUUUGAUUUCAAUACAAUCGAUGCUGCUACUAACAAAUUCUCAGAGGAAAACAGGUUGGGUGAAGGUGGAUUUGGUGUAGUCUACAAGGGAAGGCUUGAAAAUGGACAAGAGAUAGCAGUGAAAAGACUAUCAAGAGGAUCUUUGCAAGGCUCUGAAGAGUUCAAGAAUGAGGUUAUGUUGGUUGCUAAGCUUCAACACAGAAAUCUAGUGCGGCUUUUGGGAUUCUGCUUGGAGGGUGAAGAAAAGAUUCUCAUCUAUGAAUAUAUUCCCAACAAAAGCCUUGAUUACUUCCUAUUUGAUCCUGAGGGACAAAGAGAAUUGGAUUGGUUGAAACGGUAUAAGAUCAUCCAUGGGAUUGCUCGAGGAAUCUUAUAUCUACAUGAAGAUUCUCGCCUUCGAAUUAUUCAUCGUGAUCUUAAAGUCAGUAACAUCUUGUUAGAUGAGGAAAUGAAUCCAAAGGUUUCAGACUUUGGUAUGGCAAGGAUUAUCCGAAUUGAUGAGACUCAAAGAAAUACUAAUAGAAUUGCUGGUACCUUCGGCUACAUGUCUCCAGAAUAUGCAAUGCACGGAAAUUUCUCUAUGAAAUCUGAUGUAUAUAGUUUCGGAGUUUUGGUGUUGGAAAUAAUAAGUGGCAAGAAAAACAACACCUUUUAUCUAUCAGGUCUUGCAGAAGACAUCUUGACCUAUGCUUGGAAACUCUGGAAAGAUGGAACACCAUUAGAACUAUUGGACUCGAGUUUGAGAGACCAUCACUCAAAAAAAGAGAUGUUAAGAUGCAUUCAUAUUGCCUUACUCUGUGUUCAGGAGGAUCCUAGUCGUAGACCUUCUAUGGCAUCCAUUGUUCUUAUGUUGAAUAGUUAUUCUGUUACUUUACCUGUGCCUGAAGAUCCAACAUUCUUCAUGCGUAGUAGAGACCAUAACAUUGUGAUAGACAAUGAUCAACUUGUGAAUACGUCUGAUCAGUGGUCUGUCAAUAAGAUGUCUAUAACUGAGUUGCACCCACAAUGAAGUAUGUUUAUUGAUAUCAUAAGCGACUUAUGCUUAAUGAUUGUAAUGAAUUAUUUAAAUUAGCUUAGUUUUAUACAACAAAUGUA
This is a messenger RNA of Momordica charantia (bitter melon), 2065 nucleotides long. RefSeq names its product cysteine-rich receptor-like protein kinase 25. Gene Ontology annotation, cellular component: plasma membrane. Gene Ontology annotation, molecular function: ATP binding; protein serine/threonine kinase activity. The record is from RefSeq and is a predicted model, not a curated record. Lineage: Eukaryota; Viridiplantae; Streptophyta; Magnoliopsida; Cucurbitales; Cucurbitaceae. Gene Ontology annotation, biological process: protein phosphorylation; defense response to bacterium.